Messenger RNA from Fragaria vesca subsp. vesca, 2067 nucleotides. RefSeq lists its product as uncharacterized. NCBI's taxonomy places the organism in Eukaryota, Viridiplantae, Streptophyta, Magnoliopsida, Rosales, Rosaceae. The record is from RefSeq and is a predicted model, not a curated record. The transcript is spliced from 3 exons. The coding region runs from base 1 to 306 and encodes 101 amino acids.
AUGACGCGCGUCCAGGCGAUCAUAGGUGUAGUGGGUCUCUGCGGGCUUUUCAGGGUUUCGCCGAACACCACCGUCCGCGGCGGAGCCGAUCGUCUCCUCUUCACGGACGAGAGCCACGUCAACGCCAAACGCCGGCCCGUUGCCUCGCCGCGUUUCGAUUCCAGAAGACGGAGAUCUGCCUCUCCGAUCUCCAGUUCGGCGCUUCGUUUCAGGUUUCGCGGUGCCGAUGCGGCGUUCGAUUCAAUCGGUAUGAGCGACGCCGAUUCGGAGUUCGUUGUCGCCGAGGAGCACGAACGAUGCGGUUAGGGAUUGGUGUAAUUGCCUUACAGGAGCCAGAUGACCAUGACAAAGCAUCAGAGAUAGAUCCGUGAUUUUGGUAUGGUCAAUUCUUCAUACUCAUGUUUUCAACAUAAUAAGCAAUAAUGAGUGUGCGGCUGUGUAUUAUGUAUGAUCACUGACUGCUUUUCCUGCUCAAAACUUGCGAGUGUUUGUUGAUGAUUGCUGUUUCGACUUGAUUGUUAUCUCUGACUAAAGAUUUAGAGCGGGAAUUCUAAGUAGGUAGAUGCAGUUUGAACACUAUUAGAUACUAGUUAGAAAUAUUGCAAGAAUUUUGAACAUACUGGCCGUUCACACAGGAUGACUAUUACUUCUAAUUAGGUUUACAAGAGGUUGCGUGAUAUGUGUAUUUUAUACUAACCAUUCUUUUGGGGUACUUCACAAAAGGUUGCGUGUUAUGUGUAUUUUAUACUAACUAUUCUAUUGGGGUGCUUUACAUGUGAUGCGUGUGUGUUAUUCUUUUCUAUGCCUCAAUCAACAAAAAACGUUACUUAUGUUAAUGAAAACUUCUCAUCUUUAAUUUCGAGUUUGGAACAAUCAACCUAUAUACCGCAGAUUGAAUCUAAAACCGAUUGCCAUUUUAGAAAUAUGAAAGGUGUACAAUCACCUACUUAAUUCAUUAUCUACUCAGCCCACUCCUAAAACAAUAUUCAUGAAGUUUUUGGCAACAUUUAUUUUCUAGCUCUUUAUAUGCUUUUCUUUCAUUUUUGGCAACAUUUAUUUUCUAGCUCUUUAUAUGCUUUCUUCAAAAAGGAUGAAACUACUAUUUGAUGAUCCUUGUCUCUUGUUUGUUAUUUUUUAAAUUUUGCAUCUGUCCAAUUUAUUUUGUUGUUCAUCUUUUACGGUAUUUCAUUUCAAAUACAACUGUAACGUCUCUGUUUCUGAAUUGGCUAUGCGCUUGUGGUAUUGCUGGACUCAGCGAUGCUUUUUAACUAAAAUUUGGAUUGUAAUUGUAGUCCAAGUUGCUCACACAUUUUAUUUAGUUUCUUUUUAUUCCAAGACUUGUAUAUGUAAUCUCGUUUAACACACUUUUGAGAAAUUGUUUAAAAGUGUAUAUAGUAAAACUAACAUGGGAUCUGAAAUUUGUCCCUUGAAAUAUCUAGAAUAAGAUCCUAGUAGCUUAAAAUCAAAGAUUUGAAAUAUCCAAUCAAGCCUAUCCAAAUAAGUCGAAAGAAAACGAACAUGCACCGCUCAUAUAAAUUGUUAGAUAAGGUACCUAGUUCCACUUGCAGGACAGAUCAUGGGAAGCUGGAGAGAUAAAUAAAAGCGAGUUUACUCUUAGUCGAAUUAUAGCUGAUCAUGGCUUGUAAUCCAGAGUGGUAGGGUAAAAUUGAAGAUGUCAAUCGGGUACAGCAGAAAUUCCACUCACAGCAAACUCACCAGCUUGAUAUCUUGCACAAGACCGUGGCCGUUGCAGUGACGACUGGAGCUGCAGUUGACGGAUAAGGAAGAAGAUAAAGUUGUCAAUUGUAUCCAUGAAAGCAGAGGUAAGAUCUCGACAAGAACUUGUCUUUGUAUGCAUUCCUGUUGUCUGAUUGUUUCAGUCUAUUCUACCCAACUAAAUUUUCGGGUUAUACAUUUUGUAGGCUAUCAAAGAACUUCUAGGAAGUCUAGGAAAACUGAAAAGAAAAAAGAAAAAAAAAAAAUUUAAGGCUGUACACCCUGGGAUUGUAAAACAUUGUAUGGUUCUGGUAACAAGAUACUGGAUGGUGUAACAGUGGACCUUGAAGG